UCUACAAAUACCCACGUACGUGCCCCGGGUUCUUCAGCCACGUUCACAGUCGCACAAGCACUCUUCUAGUUCUAGCCAACCCGUACGUGCAAGCACCUCUGCACCAUCGGGUUUUCAGCAGCCAUGGCGCCGAAGGCCUCCCUCCUCGUGGCCCUCAGCCUGGUCCUCGUCUUCACCGUGGCCAACGCGUGCGGCGAUAGCUGCCCGACGCCGACUCCGGCGACCCCGACACCGACGCCGUCCCACAGCAAGUGCCCCAAGAACGCGCUGAAGCUCGCUGCGUGCGCCGACGUCCUGGGCCUCGUCCUCGCCCAGGUCGACCAGCCGCCGGCCGAGCCGUGCUGCAGCAUCCUCGGCGGCCUCGCCGACCUCGAGGCCGCCGUCUGCCUCUGCACGGCCAUCAAGGCCAACGUGCUCGGCAUCAGCCUCGACAUCCCCGUCAAGCUCAGCCUCCUCGUCAACUACUGCGGCAAGAACCUCCCAAGUGGCUUCAUUUGCGCUUGAUUAAGAUACGUAGUUCAUCAUGUACUUGCAUGCAGCGCGCGCACACGAAAACAACGUUCAUUCGUGACUGCAUGCAUGUUGGGUUCGUCGAUAUCCUUGUCUGCUUACUUUGUUGGUUCUGAAUGUAGAACUGCUUCAGAUCUACUGUAUCUGGUGUGCCAAUUGUUGUGCAUGUUUCGUGUGUGUUGCGGGGGAGAUGCAAUAGUGUUUGUACUUGGGGUUGUAUCUGCAAUUGGUGUGUCUAGCUAUCCAAUGCAUGUAGUACGUGUGCCAAGUUGUGAUCAAGCAAUGCUGCUUGUAUUAAGUAUUACUAGCAUAAAUGUCCGUGCGUUGCAACGAGAGUGUA
This is a messenger RNA of Triticum aestivum (bread wheat), 850 nucleotides long. RefSeq names its product 14 kDa proline-rich protein DC2.15. Bases 124 to 504 code for a protein of 126 amino acids. Lineage: Eukaryota; Viridiplantae; Streptophyta; Magnoliopsida; Poales; Poaceae. The record is from RefSeq and is a predicted model, not a curated record. The transcript has a single exon.